AUGUUGGAUGCAGAGAAAGAGAAUAAGACAGGCAUCACAGAGUUCAUCCUCUUGGGUUUGUGGAAUUCCAGUGAAUUCCAACCUUUUCUUUUCAUGUUCUUCCUUGUGAUUUAUCUUGUGACAAUAACUGGAAACAUCCUCAUAAUUGUGCUAGUUGUAGAAGACCAACACCUUCACACCCCCAUGUACUUCUUCCUGGGAAAUUUGUCCUGCUUGGAGACAUGCUAUACUUCAAGUAUCUUGCCAAAACUGUUGACCACUUUGUUAACUGGAGAUAGAACUAUUUCUGUGAGUGGAUGCUUAUCCCAAUAUUAUUUCUAUGGCUCUUGUGUAGGUAUAGAAACAUUUCUCCUUGCAGCAAUGUCUUAUGACCGUUACUUGGCGAUAUGUAGCCCAUUGUUUUAUGCUUCUAUUAUGAACAGGAAGUUUUGUUUCCAGCUUAUGGCUGGUGCAUGGAUAAAUGGUUUGAUAGUUAAUAGCAUUGUUGUGUUUCUGCUAGCUCAGUUUUCCUUCUGUGGAUCUAAUGCAAUAGACCAUUACUUUUGUGAACUAACCCCUCUUGAAAAACUGACUUGCAGUGAUUCCACACUAUUUAAACUCAUUGUUCUUCUCCUGUCCUUUAUUUUUACCAUUCCUCCAUUUUUACUAACCAUCAGUUCUUAUGUUUAUAUCAUUGCCAGCAUUGCAAGAAUGCAAUCCACCAUUGGAAGGCAGAAAGCUUUUUCAACCUGCUCCUCUCAUCUCACAGUGGUUUGUCUUUUUUAUGGUACAAUUAUCAUAAUCUAUUUAUUGCCAGACACUCCAACUCUGAGACAGCUUAAUAAAAUCUUCUCCAUCUUUUACACUAUCCUGACUCCUUUGGCCAAUCCCCUCAUCUACACUUUAAGAAAUAAAGAAGUUCACCAAGCCUUAAGGCGGGUUCUCAUUAAAUUGACUUUUUUGGUGGGAAGACAGAUAAUCUGA
Python bivittatus (Burmese python) is the source of this 963-nucleotide messenger RNA. Lineage: Eukaryota; Metazoa; Chordata; Lepidosauria; Squamata; Pythonidae. The record is from RefSeq and is a predicted model, not a curated record.